CAUGCGCACCAGCAGUCUGAACUGUUGCUCGGUAACUACCGGGAAUUAGCGGCUUUUCUCCACCAAAUUUGAACCACCGUCGCUACCGGAUGAAUUAAAAACCCGCAUAGAUGUGUUCACCGAGAGGAGUUCAAUUCUUGUUCUCCUGAAUUAGCAAAUCUCCGAGGAUGGGUCUUAAAUGAGGGCAUCCGUCCCAGAUGUAGCCGAACGGACCUGCCACGUCUCCUCGACUCACCUGCACACGUGUGAUAGACCCUGAUGAUGAUUAUGAUGAUGCCUCGAGAUAUGACGUCAUGGAGGAAUACACCUGGACAGAUACAAGGUUGCCAGUAAAGGGUUGAUUGGACUCCUCUCCUCUUCAUACACUCCAGCAAUGGGAAGGAUUAGCAUUUCCUGCCUGUUUCCAGCAUCCUGGCACUUCAGCCUGUCUCCGGUGGUUCUACCCCGGUUCCUGUUGCCCUCCUUCAGGCAGCUGCUUCUGCUGGGUCUGCUGGCAGGCGUGAUGGGACUGCUGUACCUGCUGCUGGUCACAGGAAAGGGCCAGUACAGCUGGUUAAGAGAGGACAGGCGCAUCCACACACGUUUGGGUCGGGUUCCUGACAUGGAGGCCACGGACACCAAUAACCCCAACCUGAACUAUGGGCUGGUGGUGGACUGUGGCAGCAGUGGCUCCCGUGUGUUUGUGUACACCUGGCCGCGGCACAACGGCAACCUGCACGAGCUCUUGGACAUCAAGCAGAUGCGGGACAAGCACAGGAAGCCUGUAGUGAUGAAGAUCAAACCAGGUAUUUCAGAGUACGCCUCCACUCCAGAUAAGGCCAGCGACUACAUCAGCCCUCUGUUGAGCUUUGCUGCUCAGCACAUCCCUAAAGACAAGCACCAGGAGACGCCUCUGUACAUCCUCUGCACCGCUGGAAUGAGAGUCCUGCCUGAGAGCCAGCAGGAGGCCCUUCUGGAGGAUUUGAGGACUGACAUUCCUGUCAAUUUCAACUUCCUGUUCUCUGACUCCCAUGUGGAAGUUAUCUCAGGCAAACAGGAAGGAGUAUAUGCAUGGAUAGGCAUCAAUUUUGUCUUGGGCCGAUUUAAUCAUGUUGAGGAUGUGUACCCAUCUUCUGAUCCAGCAGGACAACACGCCAUGUCAUAA
Messenger RNA from Danio aesculapii, 1144 nucleotides. RefSeq names its product ectonucleoside triphosphate diphosphohydrolase 4 (gene entpd4). The transcript has 8 exons. Gene Ontology annotation, cellular component: membrane. Gene Ontology annotation, biological process: nucleoside diphosphate catabolic process. Bases 374 to 1144 code for a protein of 256 amino acids. Lineage: Eukaryota; Metazoa; Chordata; Actinopteri; Cypriniformes; Danionidae. The record is from RefSeq and is a predicted model, not a curated record. Gene Ontology annotation, molecular function: nucleoside diphosphate phosphatase activity.